CCAAGGCAUUGCGGUUGCCGGACCGAACAUGGCAACCAAAGGCAAUAAAAGGAAACCAAAACGCACGCCCUUCUCUCUCUAUAUCUUCCUCUCGUUACACUCCCCGCACUUUUGGGUUCUCUCUCUCUCUCUCUCUCGCCCCCUAUAUUUCUGUAGCAGCAGAGGCAGAGCCAUUACCGGACUUUGUUAUCUUCUUCUCACAUACGAUCAGGGUCUCUGUGACAGUUUUAGUUUUGGAUAACACAAUUUACAGCGCUCGGUUAACUGUCAGAAUCGUGAACCUUCGUGAUCUGCAGUUCAUGGUACAUCAACUGCCACUUGGUACGUUACGCUAACCCCUUGUUGGAUUCGACACUGUCCCUUACCUCAAGAGAAUAUGUAUUCAUUAAAUACCCAUGAUAUUUGUAUGCUUGGUUUUCAAUUAAUUUAAAGGUUUAAAAAUCGGUUCUGGGUUCUGUAGUAUCAGCUCUAGAUCUGCAACAGUCUCUGCUGCCGAGAACGGUUCUUGGUUGAAGACCCCUGUUGUAUAACUCAGAGUGCUUUUGAGUUUUAUAAUCUAAAAUGCAAUUUAGGACUUAGGAUUUCCAGUUUUACUGGAAAAGUUGGUAAUUAUCCUAAAUUUUGGAGCUUUUGAAGCUUGUUUGACCCAAAAGGCUGUUUUCGAUUCGGUUUUAGAGAAAACAGAAGACUCAGAAGUUGAGUUGUAGUGUACUUUUGGUAUCACUAUGCAGUCGCGGGUUGUGCCGUUAGAGGAAGGCGAGGAACCCACGCCUAUAAACAGGACAAACCAAUCUAAGCCCUCAACGCUAAGGCCAAUUCGGGUACUUGUGCUGUUUCUGGUUCUGUGUAUUGCCUUUUCUAUCAUUAGUAUACACACAAUUCGGUACUUCGGAAUGAAUAGUGUGGUAACAACGGCUAAGUCCACGUUCCGGCCGUGCUAUGAGGAACCGAGAAGUUUGGAGCAAUGGAUUACGCCACCAUCGAAUUUAAUGCAUAACAUGACUGAUACGGAACUGUUAUGGAGGGCCUCUCUUGUGCCUCGGAUAAAGAAGUAUCCUUUCCAAAGAGUUCGUAAGAUUGCAUUUAUGUUCUUGACUAAGGGGCCAUUGCCACUGGCACCGAUAUGGGAGAGGUUUUUGAAGAGCCAUGAAGGGUUUUACUCAAUAUAUGUUCACUCGCUGCCAUCUUUCCAGGCCAACUUCCCACCUUCAUCAGUUUUUUAUAGGAGACAGAUCCCUAGCCAGGUCUCUGAGUGGGGAAGGAUGAGUAUGUGUGAUGCUGAGAGAAGACUCCUUGCUAAUGCUUUGCUUGAUAUCUCCAACGAAUGGUUCAUUCUCCUGUCUGAAUCAUGCAUUCCUGUCUAUAAUUUCAGUGUCAUCUACCGCUAUGUAAUGAAAUCCAGAUAUAGCUACAUGGGUGCGUUCGAUGAUCAUGGGCCAUUUGGGAGAGGGCGGUAUAAUCCGAACAUGGCACCAGAGGUACAUAUUAACCAGUGGCGUAAAGGAUCUCAAUGGUUCGAAGUUAACCGGAAUCUUGCCAUCAAUAUUGUGGAAGAUACCAUAUUUUACCCCAAAUUCGAACAAUUUUGCAGACCAGCAUGUUACGUAGAUGAGCAUUAUUUCCCCACCAUGCUAACCAUCCGAGCAGGGAAUCUAUUAGCAAAUAGAAGCAUCACUUGGGUGGAUUGGUCGAGGGGUGGUGCUCACCCAGCUACAUUCGGACGAUCAGAUAUCACAAAGGAGUUCUUCAAGAGAAUUUUAGAAGGUCACAACUGCACAUACAAUCAUGGAACCUCUUCAAUUUGUUUCCUAUUUGCAAGAAAAUUUGCUCCAAGUGCCUUGCAACCUCUAUUACAAUUAUUACCAAAGCUUUUGGCCUUCUGACAACAAAAUCCACAAGGAAUGCUUAAUCUUGAAGUGAAUAAUGGAUUAGAUCCGAAAAGGUUCUCCAACAGAGACUGCAAGACUAAAUUCUGUGUCAUACAUGUUGAAUAGUAUCAUAAAUUUGAACUUUAUUUGUAAUAAUAUGUUUUCUUUUUCUCCUUCAUCCAUUGAGCUCUUUAGCAAUGCCACAGUGUAGAACAAUUUUAGAUGUACAAAGACUAGCAUUUAGCAGAAUAUAUACAUUUUUGUAUAGUUAUACUU
Messenger RNA from Juglans regia (Persian walnut), 2144 nucleotides. Its product is annotated as glycosyltransferase BC10-like. Bases 726 to 1883 code for a protein of 385 amino acids. NCBI's taxonomy places the organism in Eukaryota, Viridiplantae, Streptophyta, Magnoliopsida, Fagales, Juglandaceae. Gene Ontology annotation, cellular component: membrane. Gene Ontology annotation, molecular function: glycosyltransferase activity. The record is from RefSeq and is a predicted model, not a curated record. The transcript has 2 exons.